This is a messenger RNA of Ceratosolen solmsi marchali, 2647 nucleotides long. RefSeq names its product GATOR complex protein mio (gene mio). Gene Ontology annotation, biological process: positive regulation of TORC1 signaling; cellular response to amino acid starvation. The record is from RefSeq and is a predicted model, not a curated record. Gene Ontology annotation, cellular component: cytoplasm. The coding region runs from base 16 to 2598 and encodes 860 amino acids. Gene Ontology annotation, molecular function: protein binding. NCBI's taxonomy places the organism in Eukaryota, Metazoa, Arthropoda, Insecta, Hymenoptera, Agaonidae. The transcript is spliced from 14 exons.
AUUAAGUUAACGAAAAUGAAUAGCGUUAAAUUGGAAGUACAGUGGUCUCCAGUACAUUCAAAUAAAUUUAUCACUUGGGGAACUGAAAUAUGUCUUUAUGAAAUUGCUGAAAUUAAGGAUAUUGUUAGAUCUUCUUGUACCAAGGUGUCGGAUACAACUGUUACGCAUCUUCUGGCAACAAAUACGAGUCAUCAUUAUGUCAAAUGUAUUGACAUUUAUCCUCUUUCAGACCCCGAUAUAUUAUUAGCUGUCGGACAAGCGAAUGGCAAAGUAGUAUUAACUACAUUCGGUCCAACUGCUUUUGAUUCUUUAGGCUUAACUGGAAAGGAACUUGUUCCUAAACAUGCUCGGCAAUGUAAUGCUGUUGCUUGGAAUCCAGUCGAUUUUAACUUAUUAGUUUGUGGCUUAGAUAAAUAUCGUACAGACCAAUCCUUAUUAUUAUGGGAUAUCUUAAAAAGUCCACUAAAUACAGAUCGAGUACAUCAUUAUAAUGCUAGUCAAACAGAAUCAAUAAAACCACUAGCCGAAGCUGGUGUUUCUGAAACAAUACAUUCAUUAGCUUGGUUUAAUAACGAGCCAAAGUGUUUAAUUGCUGGAGUUAAUAAUAAACAAUUGAAAAUUAUUGACUUUAGAGACCCAGUAAAGAUAAUAAAUUCAACGCCUACAAAGGCUGUAUACAGCGUAGCAGUAAAUCCUCAUAACAAUUAUCAUCUUGUCUCACACGUUGAUAAUCAGAUUACUAUUUGGGAUACGCGUUAUUUUGAGAAACCAGUCCUUACACUGUCUCAAACGCGUCAAGUUACUAAAGUCUUGUGGUGUCCUACUCGACAUAAUCUAUUGGGCUCAUUACAAAAAGAUUCUGGAUCCUUAUAUCUUCAUGACAUUCAGCAUCAUGGUAUUGGUGGAGAAGAUACAGAGCCAGGAGCACUGGAGAGAACAAUUGCACCUCCGUGGUCUAAUCCUACAAGUUUCUCAUGGCAUCCUACUCAUGUAAAUAGAUUGUUAGCUAUCUCUCAGCAAGGUUUAACCGAUUAUACUGUGUAUGAAAGAAUAACUUUAAAUUGGUCGACUAGGUCUCAUCUUGUGUGGAAUCAUGCUUCCAAGUCUUUUAAGUAUAUUUGUAAUAACGAUAGUAUUUAUAAAGCUUUAAACGAUAUUUCAAUAUCGACGAAAAGUCGAGCUUUAGCAGAAUAUGGUUUACUGCCAGAAUUAUCUCAAAAUGGUGAACUCGCUGAAGAUGAAACAUUGAAAAAUUUAUGGCAAUGGUUAUAUCUCAGUCGUUCUUUGGUAGAAGAUGGAACAAUACCUAGCCCAGACAAUAAACAUCCUGGUGUCAGAACGGUUUUGAAGAUUGAUGGACAAAAUUCAAACGGUAGUUUCACAAAGUCCGAUGUUGUACAUCGACCUUGGACAGAUAUUGGUUCAAACCAUACAGCUAAAACAUACAGAUCCCCAGAUCGUGACAAGGCAUUGCAAUUGUGUGGCUGGCGAUUUGAGAAAGAUACAAAUGCACCGUAUAAUAAUUUGUUUUUAGAAAGAUUAGAGAGAGAAGGGGCAUAUCCGAGAGCAACAGCAAUAUCUGUCUUUAAUUUAUGCUUACGACAAGCAAUAGAAAUUUUAAACAGGGGUGCCAGUAAAAUGUCUUUAUUAACAAAUUUGAAUAUCGUGGCAAUGGCAUUAUCUGGAUUUUCAGAAGAUAAAAAUAGUAUGUGGCGAGAGUUAUGUUUGAAAUCAAGAUCUCAGCUAUCAGACCCUUAUCUACGAGCUACUUUUGCCUUCCUAACAGCCGACAAUGACUCUUAUGAAAAUGUAUUGAAUGAAAAUGGCAUGGCCGUAGAGGAUCGAGUAGCAUUUGCAUUAAUGUUUUUAUCCGAUAGUAAAUUAUACGAAUAUUUAAAAAAAUUAACUCAGAAAUUAUGUGACGAAGGAAAUCUUGCGGGAUUCUUACUUACUGGAGCAAGCUUAGAAGGUAUUCAGUUACUUAAUAGACAUUUAGAAAUUACUGGCGACGUACAAAGUUGUAGUCUAAUCGCAAUAAGAGCUUUAUCACCAAAAUUGCUGCAAGAAAGUCAAGUGCAAAUUUGGAUUGAAAGUUAUAGAGGACUGUUGGAUGCUUGGAAAAUGUGGACUCAAAGGGCUCAUUUUGAUAUAGCCAUGAGAGCAUCGGCGAAUGAAAAACCACCGCAACAAAUGUACAUUUCAUGUAAUUUUUGUGGAAAAAGUAUAUCGACCCUUAUUCAGGGAUUAAGUCGAGCGAGAGGACCAUUUGGAAGAUUAGUAAGCACAUCAAAUAAAUUGAAGAUGUCGGCUUGUCCAAGUUGUCGAAAACCCUUACCAAGAUGUGCUAUAUGUCUGAUGCAUAUGGGAACUGUAAGUGGCUUACCAGUAACAUCUGGGACUCCAAGUAGAAACGAAGAAGAUUAUAAAUUAACAGAAUUUAGUAAUUGGUUUACGUGGUGUCAAACCUGCAGGCACGGUGGCCAUGCCAAUCACAUAACACACUGGUUCAGACAACAUUCCGAAUGUCCAGUGACCUCUUGUACAUGCCGAUGCUUCUCUUUAGAUGCAUCUUGUAAAAUAGGUGUAGGAGUUGUAUAAAAUAUAUUUUAAUCAAUUGUAACUGUUUUGAGAAAUAAGUCUUAUUAUU